AUGAGUUGGAAAGAUCACUUGCAAAAUAUUUACUUUGACUUGAACAGUCCUAUAAGUUAUGCAGGACCUGAAAAAAUUUACAAAUUCUUGAAGAAGGAAGAUGGCUUUAAAGAGAUAUUACAGUCAGGACGCAAGCCGAAAGAAGUGAGAACAGACCCAGGUAGCGAAUGGAAAAACAGAUGGGUGAGAUCAUUUCUCAACAAACAAGGAAUCCAUCACUUCGUCACUCAUAAUAUAACACACGCUAACUAUGCCGAGAGAUUGAUACGCAGUUUGAAGUCGUUGAUGUACAGAUAUUUCACGCAUAAACGCACAUACAAUUAUCUUGAUAUUUUACCUGAUUUAGUCAGGAACUACAACUCAAGACCGCAUUCUUCUUUGAGAGGGAAAUUACCAAAUGAAGUUACUGCAAACAAUGAAGCCACCAUAUGGAAGCGGCUUUAUGUCGAUUCUUUAAAACCACAGAGCAAGAAAAGAAAGCAUCAACGAUCAAAGCCAUUCAAAUUCAAAGUUGGUGACUUUGUCAGACUUUCCAGCAACAGACUUGUGGAUUAUGAUGGAGAUUCAGUGGAAGGAACAUUCUAUUCCAGUGAACUACAAAAGGUGCAGAAAAGUCGUGAUGAUAUUUUCAAAGUGGAAAAAGUAUUAAAGCGACGAAGAAGAAAUGGACUGACUGAGGUGUUAGUUAAAUGGUUGGGAUACCCAAGGAAAUUCAACAGCUGGAUAAAGGAGAGUGACUUACAGGAUCUCUAA
Messenger RNA from Ruditapes philippinarum (Manila clam), 753 nucleotides. RefSeq lists its product as uncharacterized. The record is from RefSeq and is a predicted model, not a curated record. The coding region runs from base 1 to 753 and encodes 250 amino acids. Gene Ontology annotation, biological process: DNA integration. The transcript has 3 exons. NCBI's taxonomy places the organism in Eukaryota, Metazoa, Mollusca, Bivalvia, Venerida, Veneridae. Gene Ontology annotation, molecular function: nucleic acid binding.